This is a messenger RNA of Lotus japonicus, 312 nucleotides long. RefSeq lists its product as uncharacterized. The coding region runs from base 1 to 312 and encodes 103 amino acids. The record is from RefSeq and is a predicted model, not a curated record. NCBI's taxonomy places the organism in Eukaryota, Viridiplantae, Streptophyta, Magnoliopsida, Fabales, Fabaceae. The transcript has a single exon.
AUGGAGGUUGAGCAGAAAGAGCCAUCAGUGGAACGUGAGGAGCCACCAAAGUCUGAAGUGAAAGAUGAGGAGCUUCCGGAGCCGCAAGGCGAGGAGUGGAUUAGUGAGGAACCUAGUAAGGAGGAGCGGAAGGUUCAGAGCUUCUUCUGUCUGCUAGUCAAUUCUUACUUCGAUGAAGAGGGUGACAUCUACCGUGGCUUGAGGAAUCAUAUGCUUGGAGAGUUCACCAAUGAGCCGAUACCAGACAAUGAACCCACCACUGAGGAAGAAGAAGAGGAUGAAGAUGACGAUGACGAUGAAGCAAAGGAUUAG